Colletotrichum gloeosporioides is the source of this 381-nucleotide messenger RNA. RefSeq lists its product as uncharacterized. The record is from RefSeq and is a predicted model, not a curated record. The transcript has 2 exons. The coding region runs from base 1 to 381 and encodes 126 amino acids. Lineage: Eukaryota; Fungi; Ascomycota; Sordariomycetes; Glomerellales; Glomerellaceae.
AUGUCUUCCGUCACCGAUUCCACUGUCUCCGCCGACGCAGUCUCCCCCGAGAUCACCAACGGCCGCGCUGGCGUUCACCCCGAUCACGGCCUGCUGAUCAUGUACAAAGUCCGCGAUACCGACAUCCACGACGGCGACGAAGAGACGUGGAAGCUGGCGAAGCGCGUAGACCCCGAUGCCGUCAGCGCGUACUGGGACAAGGUCACGGCCAGAACCGGCAUGACGCAGCGCGCCUGGCUCUCCCGCGUGCGUUUCAAGUACCGUGUCGAGCUCGCCAAGUUGGAAAACCGAAAGGCCGCUGCCGCCGCCACCACCAAGAAGCGCAAGCGCCGUAUUUCCAAAGAUGACGAGGAUAGUGACUACAAGCCGCCGGGCGCUUGA